CUGGGCUUUCUACUGGAGAGGGCGGGGCCUGGAAUCGAUCGCUCCGGCAUCCUCUAGGCGUCCUCAGGAUCAGCCGAGCCUGGAGCCAUCGAUCGAUACCUCCAGUGACUAGGAGGCGGCCUGUGGCGUGUUCGCGCCGACGGAACCAGCCGUCGCCAGCACCGGGGCGACACAGCCAGAUCCAAACCUGAGAGACACUGAACAUGGCAGAGGACACUGAGGGUCUUACAGAGCCCCUGGAGGGAGCUGGAACUCUCUGGAAGGCCCUCAGGACCCUCCUUCCAGACUCAAAGGAGGAGCUGAAGCUGGAUUUCAGUGAGAAGGUGGACAGGAGCGUGGCCAUGCUGCUGCAGCGGGCUGUGGGGCUAUUCUACGAGAGCUCUUGGCAGGGGUGCCUGCAGGCCAGCGAGACUGUCCUGGACUACACCUGGGAGAAGCUCAACACUGGACCUUGGCAGGAUGUGGACAAGGAAUGGCGCCGUGUGUAUGCCUUCGGCUGUCUCCUGAAGGCCCUGUGUCUGUGCCAGGCACCACAGGAGCCAGCUGCUGUGGCCACGGCCCUGCGGGUAUGUGACAUGGGCCUGCUGAUGGGGGCGUCCAUCCUUGGGGAUGUCCUCAUCAAAGUUGCUGCAGUCCUCCAGGCACACCUGUGUUCCAGAAAGCAGCCUGCCUGUGACCCCCACCAGGACCAGCCUGCCACUAAGAAGGCAAGACAUGACUCGACUCCCAAUAUGGCGUUGGAGAGGGCAGUGCCCCGACUCCACUGUCCGACCCUGCAGUACUUCAGGAAGCAUUUUCUCAUUCCUGGGAGGCCUGUGAUCUUGGAAGGCGUGGCUGACCACUGGCCCUGCAUGAGGAAGUGGAGUCUGGACUACAUCCGGGAGAUUGCUGGUUGCCGUACUGUUCCUGUGGAAGUGGGUUCCAGGUACACAGAUGAGGACUGGUCCCAAACCCUCAUGACCGUCAGUGAGUUCAUCCACAAGUACAUCGAGAGCGAGGCACAGGAUGUCGGGUACCUUGCUCAGCACCAGCUUUUUGACCAGAUCCCGGAGCUGAAGCAGGACAUCAGCAUCCCCGAUUAUUGUUGCCUAGGGAACGGCGAAGAGGAAGAGAUCACCAUUAAUGCCUGGUUUGGUCCUCAAGGAACUGUAUCUCCACUGCAUCAGGAUCCCCAGCAGAACUUUCUGGUUCAGGUGUUAGGAAGGAAGUACAUCCGGCUGUAUUCCCCACAGGAGUCCGAGGCUGUGUAUCCUCACGAAACACACCUUCUUCAUAAUACGAGCCAGGUUGACGUGGAGAAUCCUGACCUAGAGAAGUUCCCCAAGUUCGCCAAGGCUCCAUUCCUAUCCUGCAUCCUGUCCCCAGGAGAGACCCUUUUUAUUCCCGUUAAGUACUGGCAUUAUGUGCGUGCCCUGGACCUGAGUUUCUCUGUCAGCUUCUGGUGGUCAUAGCCAGGGCAGGAGUGCAAAAGACCCACAGCAGCAGCAGCACCUACUCACAGCUCUGAGCCUAGGUCCCCUGAGAAGCCUUCAAGGUGCUGGGGGCACCAAGAGGACGGAGCACCAGAAGCUGCACAGGUAGGGAGAGCCCCGGAACACACCAGACAUCCCACCAAGACUCUGACAUCCAAAGGCUCUGACACCUGAAGGCUGAAGGCCAUACAUGGUUGGAAAUGGCCAGCAGUUAAGCCCUGUGGGAAGGCAUGGGCCCUAGGUUGCUGCUGGACUCAGUGGUCCUGCUCCUUCUGAGCCAGUGCCUAGAAAGGUGUAUGUAUGUGGCAGGUCUGCUGUGUAUAUCUAGGCCAUCCAUAAAGAUUAUGGAUGCUUUAUGCUUUUCUUUGUAAAUUCAGUUUUUUUCAAUAAUAUAAGUAAAAAUAAUUUUAAUUUUGAAA
Molecule: messenger RNA, 1891 nt
Organism: Nannospalax galili (Upper Galilee mountains blind mole rat)
Lineage: Eukaryota; Metazoa; Chordata; Mammalia; Rodentia; Spalacidae
Gene: Kdm8
Product: lysine demethylase 8
Exons: 8
Coding region: 204-1451 (415 amino acids)
Cellular component (GO): nucleus
Molecular function (GO): histone H3K36 demethylase activity
Source: RefSeq, a predicted model, not a curated record